AUGACCCAGCACCAAAAGAAGGUCGUCAUCAACCAGAUUCCUGUCCCCGAACCCGGCCCCGACGAAUUCCUUGUCAAGAUACGCUCCGCCUCUCUCUGCCAUAGCGACCUCCUCGCCAUCCGUGACGCCCAGGACACCGUGACGCUCGGCCACGAAGGCGUCGGCCACAUUGUGCAGUUCCACGCGUCCGCUGAGAACCAGGGUUUCGCACUCGGCGACGCCGUGGGCUUUCUCUACAUCCGCGGCUGCUGCUUCACAUGCGCCGGCUGUCAGGUGCACAACCUCCACUGCGAGACGGGCAAGCAGCUCCUGCAGGGAUUCGUCGCUGACGGCUUCUUCGCCGAGUACGCCCUCGUCGACCGGCGCAACGCCGUCGUGCUGGACGAGGCGAAGUGGGAUAUGGACGCCGCGAGCGCCGUCUUCUGCGCCGGCAUCACGGCGUUCCACUCUGUCGACAGCUGCGCCCUGCAGCCGGGCGACUGGUUCGGCGUGGUCGGUUGCGGCGGCCUCGGGCAGCUGGCGACGCAGUACGCGAAAGCCAUGGGGCUGCGUGUUGUGGGUAUUGACGUUGCCGAUGCGAACCUCGAGGAGACGAAGAGGCAGGGCGCCGAGGCCGUCUUCAACUCGCGGUCAAACGCAGAUUGGGCGCAAGACGUCAAGACGCUGACGGGGGGAGGUGUUCGUGCUGUUGCCGUGUACACGAAUGCGGCUCCGGCGUUUGCGUCUGCGCCAACGUGCCUGGCGCUCGGGGGCACACUGAUGAUUAUUGGAGUGUCGAAGGAGCCGCUGCAGGUCAAUGUCAUGGAUCUACUGCUGGGUAACUAUCAGAUCAAAGCUGACAGCACCUCUAUUCCACAGAGGAUGGGCAAGGCUGUCAAGUUCACGGAGGAGCAUGGCAUCAUGCCGGUGGUAGAGAUCCGAAAGGGGCUUGAGGAGCUGCCUGCGAUGGUGCAGGACAUGGAGGAGGGCAAGGUGACGAAGCGACAAGGUAUCACAUUCAAAUGA
Messenger RNA from Verticillium alfalfae VaMs.102, 1005 nucleotides. RefSeq names its product alcohol dehydrogenase. NCBI's taxonomy places the organism in Eukaryota, Fungi, Ascomycota, Sordariomycetes, Glomerellales, Plectosphaerellaceae. The transcript has a single exon. The coding region runs from base 1 to 1005 and encodes 334 amino acids. The record is from RefSeq and is a predicted model, not a curated record. Gene Ontology annotation, molecular function: oxidoreductase activity.